This is a messenger RNA of Haemorhous mexicanus (house finch), 8154 nucleotides long. RefSeq names its product basic leucine zipper ATF-like transcription factor (gene BATF). Lineage: Eukaryota; Metazoa; Chordata; Aves; Passeriformes; Fringillidae. Gene Ontology annotation, biological process: regulation of transcription by RNA polymerase II. Gene Ontology annotation, molecular function: DNA-binding transcription factor activity, RNA polymerase II-specific; RNA polymerase II cis-regulatory region sequence-specific DNA binding. Bases 7337 to 7714 code for a protein of 125 amino acids. The transcript has 5 exons. The record is from RefSeq and is a predicted model, not a curated record. Gene Ontology annotation, cellular component: nucleus.
GUCACGGCCCGGUGCGGGGCCCGGAGCCGACCCGCAGCAACGAGCAGAGGGAUGGAGCACCUCUGCUGUGAGAAAUGGCAGCGAGAGCUGCGGCUGCUCAGCCAGGAGGGAGGGGGACCUCAGAGCACCCUUCCCCUACCUAAAGGUCUCUGGGUAAGCUGGAGAGGGACAUUUUACCAGGACUUGUAGUGAUAGGACAAGGAGCAAUAGUUUUAAACUGAAAGAGGAUUUGGAUUGUAUAUAAGAACAUGUUAAAAUUAUGGGAGUGAGGCAUUGGAACAGUUUGUUCAGGGAAGUGAUGAAUGCCCCAUCCCGGGAAGUCUUCAUGGCCAAGUUGGACAGGGCUCUGAGCAAUCCGGUCUAGUGGAAGGAGUCCCUGCUCGUGGCAGGGGGUUGGAACCAGAUGACCUUUAAAGAUCCCAUUCAAUUCAAACCUUUCUGUUAUUCUGUGGUUCAUGGUGCCAUCCUAUAUUUCCAUCAGAUGGUUCUUGUUAAACUUGUGAGCCCACCUGGCAACUUUCACCUGCAGGCCUCUUGGCUUCUGAGGUACCUGAGGUAGCUUAACAACCAGGACCACCAGCAGGAAUUUCCAGGGUGCCAGCAAGCCUCCUCCAGGACAUGCCCAUCUUCUGUUUUAUGAGAUCCAUAUUCAGAUCAUAACUCUUGUGCUCCUUCUCACACUCACUAGUAGCUCAGGCCAGGCCUCUCCCCAAAGUGAUGUGACACCAUAUUUUUCCUGAAUCCCAGGUAGGUGAACCGCAUUACUUUUCCUUUGUUUAGAUGCUUGUAACAGCUCUCCGGUGCCCUUCACAUAUUACCCCAGUUCCCUCUGCAAAGUCACCCUUUCCUCUUCACUCCUAAGGAAAGGUAGGUACCACUUUGCCCAAAAUCACCAGGCCUGAGCCCGUGGGGGAUAAACUGGCUGGGAGUCCAGCCACAGUAGUUUGGUGUGAGUGCUCUACACUGCAUGCCUGACUAUUUUCUUCUUGCUGGAUCCCUGACAAGUGUCAGGCCCCAUGGGCAGUGAGAACUCUGUUUCCCCAGAAGUGUCUUGCCAGCUCCUCUCCCCUCUCUCCUGCAGUCAGCUCAUCCCAAAGAAGUUGAGCAGGCCAUCAUGCUCCCAAAGCUUUAUUGUGGCCCUCUUCCUUUUCUCCUCAUCCUCUCCUGACCCACUGCCCCCAUCCCCUUGUAGGCAAGGUAUGUGUGCAGUGCUGGGGAUGGGGCAUCCAGCCCCUCUCUCCCUUGGCUUGCAGCAGAGGAUGCUUGGGGGUCAUUACUUUGCAGUUUUUAUAGUAUUCUCACAUUGUCUGCAAAAAAUUGCCUCCUCUGCCCUUCUUGUCAGCAGCUGAGCGCAACUCCCUAACUCUGUGGUAAGUGGUAUUAACUAACCUUUACCAGUGACCUGUCUCUCUUGUUUCAUUUUGAGCCACGGGCAACAGGUAUUCAUUUGUCUUUGUCCUUAUUGGUUCUUCUACUCAACUUGCUGGAAAACAAGCCCCAGAAAUCCCCAGCCUUGAUAUUUACCAAGAGUCAUGGAAACUGCUUUGAUUACCAUGGGUGCCACACUCUGCUGAGUGCUCCUGGCACCAGCACGGCCCAUGGCUGGGCGCAGGACUGGAGCCAGGGAGAACUGUGCUGCCAGGAUGCUCACAGAGAAAUGAGAAAAACCAACUGCUGCUUCCCUGAGCCUGGAAGCAUCACCUGACUCCCCAGAGCUUUGCACACUUUUUGCUUAUUUGUGAUCACUGGUUGCUGGCAACUGAAGUGGGGGAGGGCAGGAGGUGGGCACAAGCAAAGGGAAUAGGUCCAUGUGCAUCCUGUGCUCACAUGGAGGCAUCAUGCUCCUGCUGGGCUCAGGAAACUGCUCUGUGGGCAGAGCUUGGUGGAUCACUUGUCCCUGGUUAGGGGUAUGAGUAUUCCCACACCAUGCAGCUGGUGGGGUGGCCAGGGUCAUCUCCCAGGUGGGUGAUGGAGGCAGGCAGGGCAGCUGCUGUGAGAGGUAUAGCCAGCCCCAUGGGCAGGGAGCUCGCUGUCAGCAGCUCUGUCAUCAACACUUUCCAUAUGAGGAAAAGAUCCUUCCCUGCAGCCAGCAGGUCUUGCUGAUCAGGGACACCAGGAAGGACUGGCACCCAUGACAGAAUGGCUGGAGUUUGCCUCUUCUCUGCAUCUGAAUCCUUGGGAGCACCUGUCAGCUCAGGCUGACUCCUCCACUGCAGCUGAGUUCUAAUUCCAGGCACAGCCAGUGCCUGUGAUGCUUCCCCAAGGCUCAGCACCCGUGACAGCCUCAGUGGCUCUGACUGAAUGCAGCUGGGUCUCCUGCCCAGCACAGAUAUUUCAGCUCCUCACCACAUGCUUGGGUAGAAGGUGGUGAAGGAGCUGGUGCUGAGGCUUGCAGGGAGACACAGAGCAGCUCACAAAGGCCAGAACCAGGCUUUGCAGCCCAUGCAUCAUCUGUGGCUGAGUUUAGGCUGAAGAUGCAGUGUGUGGUUGUGGGAUGAAAGAGCUUACUGAUGUUGAGCCUUUGGUUUUAUCUGUCAGGGUCAGCAAGAAGUUAUUCCCAAUUAGCUAAAGUGAUGGGUCAAUUUGGUGGUGAAAUACCCUGCUCUAGAUGCUUUGCUGUGGAGUUAAAGUGGGUUUUCUUUGGUUUGUUUUUUUUAAAGUGGAGUAACCAAUUCAAGUAGGCUUCAGCCCAGGGGCAUAUUUGGUAGAGCAGGCAGUAGUAUGACUGCCUGGCCUGAAAAUUUGUUUGUGAGCAAAGCCUACCCAGGGGGCAGGGAGUGAGCCCAGUUGUACUAAGAUGGCUUUAAUGCUGAUUAAGAACAUCUCCCAAGGGGUUUAUUGAACUUCAGUCACUUCCAAGAAGAAAGGAAGGACUUUCCUCUCUCCAGUCCUGUGUCCUGCUGUGCUUGCGCAGAGGGUAAGUGAGGUGCCAUGGGGAUUGGAGAAAGGUUAGGCCCUGAGGAGAAGGAAAAGCUUUUGCUGCUCAAGGCAGGAGAUAGGUCACUGUGGGUAAGACUGAUAGCUCUGCAUCCCUGUGUAGUUCAAGGGAUUCUGCUAGACAAAAAGGCCCUGUGUUAGCAAGGUGUUGGACUUUUCCAGCCCUGGCUCCCAGCAUUGCAACCUGGAAUUCCUAGGAAAUACCAGCAUGAAGCUACUUCCAGAAGCCCACAUGGGUUUCAGCAAAAGUAGUUUGGGUCUGCUUGACAAAAGGGUUUCACAGCAGCCUGUCACGUCUCAGAUGAAGCUUCAGGAACAGGAUCGUUUGCCAGUAACCACCACCUUGUGCUGAUGUUAUCUAGUUUCUGCAGAAUGAACUUGCUGAGUUGUCAUCUGUGACACCGUCAGGGGAAGUCCUGACUUCUGACACUGCAGUUCCUGCCUCUGCUUUGCCAUGGCCCCAAUUCCAGCAGCAUCAUCUGGGCUAGUUGGAUUUGCUGGAUAGCUGCUGGACACCUGCUUGUGCCAAAAUGUCAUGGGGUUGUCAGAAAGAACUGGGCAGCAAGGAUACGCUGCAGGCCUGUGGGCUCCCAAAUCCAAUGGAGACACUAGCAGGCUAACAUGUAGCUUCUGGCUGAGGAUAAAAUGGCUACUGACAGCUCAUCUGUGCAAGGUGGUGCUGAACACUUGGUGACCAGACAAACAGCAAGAGGGGGUUUGCACUAGAGCUAAUGCGUGGGUAUUGGCAAGUGCCUCUCAGUACGUGGGCUACUGACUUCUGUGACAGAGGCAAACUCCGUGGGUGCCAAGCAGAGGCUGCAUUUUGCAGGUGUUUGCCAAGUGAGGCAUCCCUUUUCUUCUGUGCAGACCUUCCCUGGAGGCAGUGACCUGUUUCAUUCUCUAGCUCCAGACAGCAGGUAAUGGAUGAGUGGCUAAAGUAGUCAGGUGCUGGUGCAUGCUGGCACUGCUGUAUGACCGGGCAGCACGAUGGCACCCCAUGCAGCCAGUGUCACAGGCUGGCAAAGCCAGACUCACUGGUCCAAACAAACGCCCUCAGCUGCAGGUGCAAGGUGUUCUCCGUGUCUGCAAAGUGGAUGUAGGCACCUGUUCCGCUGUCUGUUGAAAACCUGCAAGUUGCUGGAUCAUGUGCACAAGUUUUAUGAGCAAUGCAAGCAGCCAGUGAAGCCUGCGUGACAUAGAGCCUCAUUCAGGCAGGGCUUUGGAGCAUUUCUUCAUCUGACAGCAACCAUCUGCUGUGACUGCAAGGUCCCACACUGCUUUGGCAGCUGAGUUUGCAUGCUGAGGUAGCAGCAGCUCUGCAUUUCUCCCAGCCAUGCUCUGGAGUGUGCCUAAGUGCCAGCUGGUACCUGGGUAGUUUAGAUGUGAGUGUCAAAGGGUUCAAGGCUGUGCUUCAAAUUCAAGACAGAGCUACCUGAUGGGUCCCUCUCGCUGUGCAGCAGUGGGGAAAGGAGGAAGGCUGCAUGAGGAAUGGGAUGAAGAAGAGUACAUCCAUGCUUUAUAACUGUAAUGCCAUGGUAGAUGGGGGGAAGUUUCCCUGGGCUACUGUGUGUGCUUCAGUCUUUCCUGCUAUGAAAUCAGUAGACAUCCAAAGAAGGGUGCUGACCUAAAUGAGGGCUGCAGGAAAAUUUCCCUAUGCAGGGACUAAAAGUCCCACUAGUUUAGAGUGGAAACUAGUGAAAUGCCGCGUGAUAGAGAUGUGCAGAGCAAUUCCUGGCUUAGAGAUAAAUCUGUUCCUCUGCUCACCCCCUCACAAGAUGUUCAAAGAAAUGGAAAGACAACUCAUUUCACACUGGUAAACUGACACACUUCUCACAGAGCCAGCAAACUGGUUUGUGCAGGUGAACAAGAUGCCCUGCUGGCCAACAGUUUCAGAUGGCUCACAAAGGAUCAAGUAUUGAGAUGAAAAACAAGGAUACCCAAAACUGAAGUAAAAAACUUUGGCUUAAAUAAUAUAAAAGGUGGCAUGAUUCUUGGACAUCUACUUUGGGGUUCAGGUAAAGAAUGGUGGCAAGGAGUUUCUAUUUUCCUGUCCCUUCUUUGAAACCAAUUUUGGCAUUAUUCAUGACACUAGGAGGACCAAGUUUUCAAAUCAAGGCUUUGCACCAUCACUGCUGGCAUUGCUUAGGGUAUAGCACAUCUCCCUUGUCCCUCCUCCAAAGCACCAUUAGGGAUGAGGUGCCAUGGGGGGCUGCAGGUCACCUGUGUCUGGGCACUGGUGUUGGCAGCCCCAUACAAAGCUGUAGGAAAAGUAGCCAUAUCCCUGGAGGCUGAUUACAGAGCACCUUUCUUGCCAGGGUUCCAAAAUGCAAAGGUGGAAAGCACAGGAUUGGCGAUGAUCUGAAACUGCUCCCUCUCUCUUCAUCUGCUGCUCCAAGCCCCCAGGGGAAACUUGUGUGACUUUACAAGCCCUCUGAAAUAGUCAGCACUAAGCAAGUCCUCCUUUGUUGUCUGGGUGUUUGACAUGGGCCUCCUUCCUUGUGUUUCUCUCAAAAAGUCAUUGAAGAGCCCUGGCUGGGGGCUCUGGGACAUGGACCAGGUUUAGGUCAGGGGCUCAGCCGCUGCCUCCCUCAGCAACCUUCUCUGGGACUCUGGGUUGUCUCCCAGAGAGCUGGCAGCGGGCAAGAGCUGUGUGUGCCAGGGUGUGACACCACGUGCCAGUGCACUGCCCAGGCCAAUGGGGCUUAUACCCAUUUGUGUAUUUUGUACAAAAUGCCAGUCUGGUUCUGCCAUACAGCACAGGCACCAAGUGUACCUCCUGCACAGCUCCUCUGUGCCCUCCUGCACAGGCACUCUGCCCCACACUGCCUGUCCUGCCCCACGCUGCCUCCGACAAUGUGCUGGGCUCCAGCACCGCUUGUACAAGAACCACACGUGCCUGGGCACAGGCUCACUGCAUGUGAGCCUGUCAGCGCAGCUGCUUGUGCUGCACACCUCCUCCAAUCAUGCUGCGUGAGCUGAAGGAUUUGGGAAGCUCUUGUUCCUACCAAAUGGGGUGGAGAGAAGGGAAAACCGGUGCACACACCCCCUUAAUCCAAAAGUGAAGCAGAUCCCAUUGGGGUGAAAGUACAGUACUAGCAUGAGUGUUGUUCACAGCCAUCUCCUGCUGAGGUGGGUGUCUCAGAGUCUGUCUGCAAGAACAUGCCCUAAAUAAGCUGUACUCAAUCCUUGGGAGUCUUGAACAUCUUUUGUUUUGGUGAUGAGUGGUGUUGAAGGACACUUUCCUCUGAACGGAGUCAUGAAGCAGCAAUGUAAUACACUCAAGAGUCAUAUAUUAAUUUAAGAAACACCAUCCACUCCAUGCCAUGGAUCAUGGCUUCAGCCAAAGCCUUGUGAACAUCAAAUCCUCCAUCCUGGGAGCACAAUAUUUGCUGCUUGGUUGCUGCAGUUGGAUUCACUGCAGCAGUAGCAGAGUCCCAAGGCUGAGUCCUGUGGCUGAACAGCCACAUGUGCCUCUCCUGCUUGUGUAUCACCUGGAAAUGCACACACUGGGAAGCACAAAGGAAGCUGGGGCCAUGGCCCCUUGCCAUCACCAGUAAGUCUACCCCUGGGUGGAUCAGCCCUUCUGGUUAAACGGGUCACUGCCCUUCCUCUUUGGGCCUUCCCCGUCAUCACCAAACGAGACUGCCACCGAGAUGAGUCAAACCGUCAGACACCAUCUGCACCCUGCACAGAGCACAUCCAUGCCUUGGAUAGCUCACCUGGAGGGCUCAGCCCAGGCAGCGGAAGCAAAGAAGCCCUGGCUGACUGGGGGGGCGUCUGGUAGCUGAACCUUUUCAGUGUCCCAAGUGCAGCUGGGUGAUCUGGUUCGUUUCUGACUGAUCCCAGAAGGUAGACAAGGCCUGUGAAGACAGCAGUGAGAGGAAGUUUGGCCUUGAAUGGAUGUACUCUACCAGGGUUUGAGAUCUGCUGACCUGGAGACUCUUGUAUAACUCCAUCCCUUCAUCCUCAGCUCUGGACCUGAAAAGGUGCCUGAGAAAACAGCUUCGUUAAUAACCCUGAAGCACUCACUCAGUGCUGAAGUGCCAAGAGUUAGAAAGAGUCCAUGAAGAAAUGGAAAAGCAGGAUGAUGGAGCUCGCUGACUUCAGGACAAGAUGAAGUUUCCGGCCACGUGACUUUCAGCUUACAUCCCUGAGGUUCUGAGAAACCACAGGAGGCUGAGACCUAAAGGGAAGGUGCAGAGGCUCUGAGAGGAGCGAAAGUGUCGGAGUGCUGGGCAGGAGGACAGAGAGCUUCUGGAACGGGUGAGAGUAGGAAGCCAAGGGCCAAAUCAGAGGUAACAGAGGAGGACAGAGGAGAGGCAGAGAAGAAAGACAGAAAGCAGACACACCAACAGCACAAAGGAAGCUGAAGAGACCCUGGGAGCCAGAAACACCAGCUAUGCCCCACAGCUCUGACAGCAGUGAUUCCAGCAGCUUCAGCCAGUCUCCCCCUCCCAGCAAGCAGGACUCUUCUGAUGACAUGAGGAAAGUCCAAAGGAGGGAGAAGAAUCGCAUCGCUGCCCAGAAGAGCCGCCUGAGGCAGACCCAGAAAGCAGACACACUGCACUUGGAGAGUGAAGACUUAGAGAGACAGAAUGCUGCCCUGCGCCGGGAAAUCAAGCAGCUGACAGAGGAAAUGAAGCACUUCACCUCGAUGCUGAGCUCCCAUGAACCCUUCUGCUCCAUCCUGACAUCCCCUCCACCGCCUCCAGAAGUGCUUUAUGCCACACACUCUUUUCAUCAGCCCCACAUUAGCUCCCCACGCUUCCAGCACUGAGCCAGCCAGGAGGACAGCAGCCUGCCAGCUCCACUGAUGGCAAGAAGUAACUUUGUGGGGCUUGCUUUCCCAUCCAAGGGAAGGAAUUGGACAGAUGGACAUUCCUUCUUAAAGUAUGUAUUCUGAGUGACUUGCCUAAGACUUGCUCCCUGUGCAGAAAUGUCAGAGCCACUGUGAGGCAUCUUUGGACAGUUUCCAGCUUGGAUUCUGGGAGGAAGAGGCAGUCACAAAAGAGCACCAUCCCCCUUCUCUGGUCCUUGUUUGGGGAGACUCACAGGAGUGUGCAGCACUGGCAGCCUCCAUAAGAGCAGCUGGCUGUGGCACGCAGCCAGACCUCCAGGAAGAGGAAAAGGAGCAGAGGUGGAGGGAAAGGUUGGGGGCCACAGAGUGUCAGGGCAAAACUGGUUUAUUUUUGUAAAAUAAAGAUUGAAAAUGCUUAA